Molecule: messenger RNA, 1123 nt
Organism: Archocentrus centrarchus (flier cichlid)
Lineage: Eukaryota; Metazoa; Chordata; Actinopteri; Cichliformes; Cichlidae
Gene: surf2
Product: surfeit 2
Exons: 6
Coding region: 98-841 (247 amino acids)
Source: RefSeq, a predicted model, not a curated record
UCUGCGCAGCCAACCCACGUGUGGGCAGCUUCCUUGUUUUUGAGGGGGUUGUCCUGAUCGACACACUGAGCGAGUUGUUUUGAAGUGUUUCUAAACUAUGGAUGAGUUACCUGCGGACCUCAGAGCGUUUCUUCUGAAUCACCCCUUUCUUGAGCUCACAGAUGGUAAAAAGAUCAGAUGUACUCUAAAUGGCCACGAGUUUCCCUGCAACCUGACGGAGCUGCAGAACUUUACCCAGGGGAAGAAAUAUGAGAAACUGAGUGCUGCAGCAGAGUUCAACUACAGCCAGUAUGAGCCACACAUUGUGCCAAGCACAAAGCAGCCCAAUCAGCUCUUCUGUAAGCUGACCCUGAGACAUCUCAACCGGCAGCCGCACCACGUCUUAAAACAUGUCAAUGGAAAACGCUUCAAGAAGGCCUUGUCUAAAUAUGAAGAGUGUGUGAGGCAAGGGAUUGAAUUUGUUCCAGCCCGAUUGACCCAGAAAAGGCCCAGAGACACCGAAGAGGUCGGUCGAGGAAAGCCUUCCAGACAUUCAAACAGCGCAUGGGAACCCUCAUCCAGUGAAGACGAUCACAGUGACUCAGAGGACAGCAUGAGUGACCUUUACCCCCCCUCCAUAUUCACUUUGAAAAACCCAGCAGAAGAAAGCAUAGAGGAUGGAAGGGAUGAGGAGGAAGAUGACUUUCAGACAGAUGAGGAUGAAGAAAUGGAGGUGGAAAAGCAGGUGGUGCAGAAACGCAAGAAGGUUCAGUCUGGUGGAUUUAAUAAGAAACCCAAAAAUAACAACUGGAGAUCAAGCAAAGCGAAAAAGAAGAAGACAAAAGCGCGAAAUGGAAAAUAAAAUCCAAAUUCCCAUCUGAAGAGUAUUUUUAUAUAAGCGGUCCCAACACAAGAGACAUUCAGUUUGGAGUGUUAUUCCCGUGUCAAAGUCAGCCUGACCCUUCCACAUCUGUUACCAAGGAUUUUUCUGGUUCCUGAGUUGGGAUGUUCCACUGGUCCAGCAAAGGCUGAUUUAGAUUGCAUAGAAAAUGUGCUAACGGAUCCUUUGGACGAGAUAAGGUGUGUUUUCCUGUUUGCAUUCAACUGCACUAGUGUAAAUUACAACUCUAUUGGAAUUUGCAAA